CCCCAGACUAGUGGCACUUCAGUGAGAAGCCAACAUUGGAGAUCACCAUGAAGACAAUCAUUGUACUAGCCUUCCUGAUCGGAGCAACGAUUGCAGUGGACUACUGUGCUCUGCCCACUUGCCUGGAUAAGCACAUAGCCUGCAAUAACAAGGGAAACUUCAGCGAAAACUGUCCCAAGGAUGUGCGUGAGGUGAAGAUCGAGCCCCACCACAAACUGAUCCUUACCCUGUUCAACGAAUUGCGAAACAAUGUGGCUGGAGGCAAAAUAGAGGGUUUACCCAAGGCGAUUCGCAUGGCCAAGAUGUCCUGGUGUGAGGAGCUCUCCCACCUGGCCCUGCUCAACGUGCAGACCUGUGAAUCCCUUCCUGACAAGUGUCGCAGCACGGAGAGGUUCGCCUACGCUGGCCAGAACAACGCCAUCUUCAGCUACAGUGGGGCGGAGACAGAGUAUACCGAUGCAGAGCUGAUCAAGGAGCAGAUCGAGAACUGGUUCGCCCAGCGCUCCAACGCCUCUCCAGAGAUCCUUGCCAGCUUCCCGGAGGAGCUGCCCAGCAAGGACGUGGCCAAGUUCACCAUUUCCGUGGCCGAGAAGAACACCCAUGUGGGAUGUGCCGCCGUGCGCUUCUCCCGCGACUUCUACAACCACUUCGUGCUGACCUGCAACUUCGCCACCUCCAACAUCGUGGGCCAGCCCGUUUACACUCCCGGAGAGAAGUCCACCACGGGAUGCAAGAACCGCUAUGGAGCCGCCUUCGACUAUCCUAACCUGUGCUACGCCAAGGAGAUCUACGACAACGAGAAGGUCAUUGAAAGCGCCAAGGUGUUCUAGGUUGGACAAAUACAAGGAAACGACACUUGAUUAUGGAACGGAAGCUUUAUUUAUAUAAUUUAGGUACACAUAUAUGUAUAAUUAAAAUGCAGCAGACUAUAUUAAUUUCAA
Drosophila subpulchrella is the source of this 941-nucleotide messenger RNA. RefSeq names its product antigen 5 like allergen Cul n 1-like. NCBI's taxonomy places the organism in Eukaryota, Metazoa, Arthropoda, Insecta, Diptera, Drosophilidae. The coding region runs from base 48 to 830 and encodes 260 amino acids. The record is from RefSeq and is a predicted model, not a curated record. The transcript is spliced from 2 exons.